AUGACAAGUGAUCAAAAACAGUAUAUAAAUUUCUCUGAAAAAUUCGAUGGAUUAGCAUCUGAUAUAGAUGAUAUUAGAGAUUUAUUGAAGGAAGUUUUACAGUAUAAUCAAAAUAUUAUUGAUGCAAUAUCGGAUCUCAAUAUAUUAUCUAAUAUAACUAUUAAGAAAAAAUCCCGCUAUGAUGCAGGCACGCAAGUGCCAUUGUUCCACAAUAAGCAUCGAAUCAAAGAUUCCUCCGAAUUACAAAAUAAAAUUGUUAAGCUUGAAAAUAGAAUAGAUAUGUUAGAUGAUGAUUUGAUUGAGCUUAAGCGGGAAAUAGACGAUAUUAAAAAAGAUCUUAUCCGAAUAUAA
This is a messenger RNA of Paraglomus brasilianum, 351 nucleotides long. NCBI's taxonomy places the organism in Eukaryota, Fungi, Glomeromycota, Glomeromycetes, Paraglomerales, Paraglomeraceae. The record is from the annotation of a GenBank genome assembly.